AUGCCUCUUCAUUCUCCUCUGCCAAGUAAUGUUCGCCAUGGUCUCGCAAGCAUCAGUGGUUCUUUCUUCAUCCAAAACAAAACUAGAGAUUGUGGAGAAAGUCAUUCUUAUCAUCCAGGACAUGAAGUGGUGUCAAGUCUCCCUCUACAGAUGGCCUUGUAUUUUAAUGUGCUUUUCUUUCCUGUAUGGUUUAUAUCGGAGUUCAUUAUGCUGGAGCUGAAGUAUCACUUGCUGCCUGGUUACUAUCAAUUCCUUUUAAUAACAGCUGUCACCAUUCUCACACUAAUAGAAAGCUUGAGACUUUACCUGGGAUAUAUUGGAAAUUUACACGAGAAGGUUCCAGAAUUGGCCGGCUUUUUGCUCCUGACCCUCCUCAUCCAGACGCCACUCAUCCUAUUCCUUUUAACAGAUGAAAAAAUUCUGAUUCUGCCCCUGGAGCUUGCAAUUCAUACUAUUUACAUCAUUUUUCUUAAGACAGAACUAUUUGUGUCGUUCUUUGUUCUGAAAAUCAUGACACGUCAACUUGCUACUCAGUUUUAUUUGCAGUGGACUGAUGUAGAAAACAAAGACAUUCCCACCAAGUGCUCACAGGUCACAAUACAGCGCAACUAA
Hyla sarda is the source of this 612-nucleotide messenger RNA. Its product is annotated as transmembrane protein 17B-like. Lineage: Eukaryota; Metazoa; Chordata; Amphibia; Anura; Hylidae. Gene Ontology annotation, cellular component: ciliary transition zone. Gene Ontology annotation, biological process: non-motile cilium assembly. The record is from RefSeq and is a predicted model, not a curated record. The transcript is spliced from 4 exons. The coding region runs from base 1 to 612 and encodes 203 amino acids.